AUGGCGACUUUGGCGGAGAAGCUUGAGAAGAUCAAGUCCCCCAAGCUGCAGAAUCAGCACCAUGUAGGUUUCAUCGCUGCCGCCCCGCUCAAACCAAAUCUAAUCGAUUUUCCAUGCAAGACUGCUGUGGUGCUUUCUGCGGUAGAGGAUACUCUUCGCGACCAAAAGGCCGACUUUUCUCCAACCGCCUAUUUCGCAGCUCUACUUGCACUCCUCUCACAAUCGCUUUCAGCCGAGCAAGGAAUUGUCAACAAGGACCUGGCCACUUCCGUUGUCUACUUACUCGACAUCACAACCGCCUACGUGCCAGCUCCCAUCCUUCGAUCUAAAUUUUCUCAGAUCUUGACCAGCCUCGCCCCAGCUCUAUCCCUUCCAGAGGUGGAGGCCCCGCUUCUUCGCCCCUCGAUUGGCUGCCUCGAAUCACUACUGGUCGCCCAAGACACCGCAUCAUGGAACCUCCCCCACACACAGAUUGGCCCGCGCCGUGCCACGGCUGGUCUGCUCAGUCUAUCUGUAGACCACCGGCCUAAGGUGCGGAAGCGCGCCCAGGAGGCGCUGAUCAAGGUGCUGAAGGAACCCCCGCCCAGUCCUUCUCUCGACCACCCUGCUGCAGAUAUGUGCGCUGAAUCUGCCAUGAAGACGCUUGGCGACAGCAUCACUGCUGCGGGCAAGCAGAAGAAGGGCCGCCAUGAUGCGCACAAUCGUGAUAACCACGAGCCUCUGGUCAUUCACUCGUUGCAGCUUGUUAAGACCAUUGCGUCUGCUUCCGGCGGAUGGCCGAGCAAGAAGAUUGAAGCGCUCUGUGAGCUGCUCAUGAAUGCUUCGCGCUCGACCAACGAGUAUAUCACAAUGGGGGCUUUCGAGGUCUUCGAGGUCAUCUUCGAGGGCAUGGCGGACGAGUUCUCGUCCUCGAAGCUGCCCCGCCUCUUGGAGGCUAUCUCGGAACUCAAGCCUGCGCAGAACGACUCACAGCUUCUUCCCCCUUGGAUUGCCGUGCUUUCCCGUGGAUACGAUGUGUCAGCCCAGAUUAGCCCUGAGGAUACAUUCCAGAAGCUGCCGGAUCUUUUUAAUCUGAUUGCUGGUUUCUUAGCUUCUCCUUCCCACAACAUCCGUGUGUCAGCCUCGGAGUGCCUAAUCUCGUUCCUGCACAACUGUAUUCCUAAUAGUGUCAUCUUGGAGCCCUCGGUGUAUGACGAAAAGACCCUGGAGAAGAUCGCUCGAGCAGCUGCGGAUUUGUUGUCCGUCAAGUACCAGGCUGCUUGGAUGGAGGUCUUCAAUGUUUGCUCCGCUUUGUUCGAUUGCUACAAAUGGCGAUCGAGCCCAUUCCUCGUGGGUAUUGCGUCAACUAUUGGCGAACUGCGUACCAACGAAUCUUUCCACGGCAAGAAAGAGGCGGAUGCUGUUCUUGGAAGUGCCAUUGAGGCCAUGGGACCGGCUGCCGUGCUCGAAAUCCUGCCACUGAACAUCAUCGAUCAGAAGAACGGUCAGCCUGGUCGUGUCUGGAUGCUGCCUGUUCUGCGCGACAAUGUCACGAACACUGAUCUGCGCCACUUCCGCUCAGAAUUUGUACCUCUCAGCGAGGCUCUGUACCAGAAAAUGGAGGCUUUCAAGGCUGCCGAGAAGGCCGUCGAAGUCAAGAUCUUUGAGACCCUGGUUCAGCAGACCUGGGGUAUUCUUCCCGGCUACUGUGAGCUGCCUCUUGAUCUUGUUGAGGCCUUUGAUCAAUCCUUCGCGGAGCUCUUGUCUAAUGUUCUGUACAAGCAGACUGAGCUGCGUGUUGAUAUUUGCCGUGCCUUGCAGAAUCUUGUAGAGUCGAACCAGGCAAUUCUGUCGGUGGAGGCUGAUGAGGAUGAUUUGAUCUUGCAGCGCCGUAUCACUAAGGCUGCUGCCAAGAAGAACAUUGCUCAUCUGGCUGGAUUUGCCAGCAACCUGCUUGCUGUGCUCUUUAACGUCUACAGCCAGACUCUCCCUCACCACCGUGGAUACAUUCUGCAGUGUAUCAAUGCUUAUUUGAGCAUCACACCCGAGCAGGAACUGAAUGAUACUUUCUCUCGCGUUACUUCGAUGCUCGAGUCAUCGUUGGCUGUCGAGCAAAACAACCCAGUGAAGCAAGAUGCACAUGAUAAGAUGCCACCAACGUCUCACACACUGAUUGACUUGGUUAUUGCCAUGUCAAUCUACCUGCCUCGUACCAGCUUUGCCGGCCUUUUCGCCAUGGCAGCAACUAUUCUCAAUGGGUCUUCCGCCAACCCAGACCAACAGCUUAUCAAGAAGGCCUACAAGCUUAUUCCCCGUCUUGCUUCAACAGAGACCGGAAGCGCUGCUCUUCAGGAACGUAGUGGAGAGCUUCAGGCUCUGUUACUUGCCACCACCGACAAGACCCCUGCGUCUGGCCGCCGAGACCGUAUGCUGGCCAUUCACGAACUCGUCACUCACCUACCCACCUCCGAUCUCCACUUCAUUCCAUCCAUCCUUUCAGAGGUAGUCUUAGGGUGCAAGGAGAGCAACGAAAAGGCGCGCACUGCUGCAUUCGACCUGCUCAUCCACCUCGCCAAGCGUACCAUCGACGAAGAGCGUAACCCACCUGGCACCGUUAUCCGCAACUCCCUUGUUCCGCACAUGCCAGACGACUCUCCAGAUGCCCCAGCCAACAUCGAAGAGUUCUUCACCAUGGUCUCCGCUGGUCUUGCUGGUUCCUCCCCACAUAUGGUUGCUGCAUCGGUGACUGCGCUCUCACGACUCUUCUUUGAGUUCCAGAAAAGCCUACGUCCUGAAGUCGUCAGCGAUCUCGUCCAAACAAUCGAGCUCUUCCUCACUAGCAACAACCGUGAAAUUGUCCGCUCAGUCCUCGGGUUCGUCAAGGUUGCCGUCGUCGUUCUCCCCGACGAGGUCCUGCGUCCCCGUCUCUCAAGCCUGGUCCCCAACCUCAUGGCUUGGAACAAGGAGCACAAGGGCCGCCUCCGCAGCAAGGUAAAGGGUAUCAUUGACCGACUUGUCCGCCGCUUUGGUGCUCCACUCAUGGAGAGCCUUGUCGGCGAGGACGAUCGCAAACUGGUCGUCAACAUCCGCAAGCAGCGCGAGCGCAACAAGCGUAAGAAGAAGGAGGGCGCAGCCGAUGAUGAGGACGAGGAAGACGGGAAACCCACGCACCAAACUCCUAGCAACGCCUUCGACAAGGCCGUCUAUGGCUCCGACUCGGAUGACUCGGAUGACGAUUUCGACGACGACGCCAGCGAGAUCGACGUCGACGAUGCGGGGCAGCCAGUAUAUCCGCGAGACCUCCCCGAAGAUAACCCGCUGGAUCUGCUGGCUCCUGAUGCGCUGGCUAAUAUCUCGACUACCAAGCCCAAUCUCCGAUUCCUCAACAUGCCUGGCUCGAAGCGUAAGCGGGCGGCCAAGGUCGAUGCUGACGGCAAGCUGCUGCUCGGUGAAGAUGAUGGCGAUGAUGUCGAGAUGGCUGGUGCUGCUGACGGUCCCGCUGGCAUCAAUGCCUACCUUGCUGCUGUGAGUGGGCCCGAUGCUGUUCGCCGUGGACAGAAGGGUAAGGUGAAGAUGGGCCAGGCGAAGAAGAAGGGCGGUGACUCGAUGGAUCUGGACGAGGAUGACGUGGAAGAUGUGCGGAAGAGCCAGGGCCAGCACUCUGGUCGGCGUGGUCUCGGCGCUGCGAAGACUCCUGGUGCUCCUGGUGGAGGCCGGAUUGAAAAGCGUCGCAGCCCCGGGAAGAGUGGCCGCGGUGGUAUUCGGCGUGGUGGAGGUGGUGGUGGCGGCCGUGGUCGUGGUCGCCGGUAA
Molecule: messenger RNA, 3789 nt
Organism: Penicillium chermesinum
Lineage: Eukaryota; Fungi; Ascomycota; Eurotiomycetes; Eurotiales; Aspergillaceae
Product: mRNA-binding protein RRP12
Exons: 3
Coding region: 1-3789 (1262 amino acids)
Source: RefSeq, a predicted model, not a curated record